Messenger RNA from Parnassius apollo (apollo), 759 nucleotides. Lineage: Eukaryota; Metazoa; Arthropoda; Insecta; Lepidoptera; Papilionidae. The record is from the annotation of a GenBank genome assembly.
AUGUCUAAUACAGAAGAUUUUAGUGAUUCUGGUUCUGAAUAUCAGCCUAUUCCUGGAGAAAUUCAUACAGAUUCUGAAACAGAUACAAGUUGUGACGAAAAUAUUAUGAUGCCGUCUAGUCUAUCAGAACCUGGAACAUCUAAAUCUAGAAAAAGGUCAAUCAACAAGGAAAAUUGGACAGUUAAUAAAAGAAAGUUAUUGCGUAAUAGUGGAAAAGGUUAUGCACCGCACCAGGAUACAUGUAAGACUUGCGAUAGCUUGAAUUUUAAAAUUAGAGGCACCGAUGACGAGAACGUGAUGAAAGAGUUUGAAGUUCAAAAGGAACUUCAUCAAAGAAAGGCAGAUUCGGCAAGAGAAAAUCUACAAAUUGAUGCUAAAAAGAUUAAUGACGCAAAAAAAACAACCUGUGGUUACGACUUCAACUGGCUGAAUAUUAGAUGGCUGUGGUUUGAGAGGAAUCGUCCUUUACAAUUUCAAUUUAAAGAAACGCUCAACGCUGACAUGCCCUUCUACAAAGUAGAUCUAUCAAAAAAGCAACAAGGACGACCAGCUUACUUGUACAAUAUUCAACAUGGCCCACUCCAUCCUUCAAGAAGACCAGUCACUAUUGCUAAAAAGAAGGAUAUGCUUGAUCUUCUCCCAUACAUUCCACCAAUUUACCAUCAAUUUUACAAAAACCUUAUUGUAGACAUUCCAACACGGUCAAGCACACAUAAUGCUGAUGAACGUUCGUCUGAUGACGAAAUAACCUACGAUUAA